AUGGCCCCGCGCGUUCACCGGGGCCCGGGCAACAAUUCUGCCCCGCCCGAAGCCCAUGCCAAUCGUGGAACGCACCCCAGGACCAAGACCCGACCUGGUCGGUCGCCCGACGUUGGCCCAGCUGCCGGUGCCCAAAUCAGCGAGCUGGCCUUGGCCCGAUUUGCGCAGCCAAGCGCUGUUCGAAUGAAAGUGGGCGCCCAAAACCCGGUAGCAUUUACCGCUCCGCCUGGCAUUGAAAUGACCCCGGCGGCUUCGCCCCAUCGCCAUGCAACGUCCGGUGGAACAGGCAGUCGUUCCCAGCCCCAUAAUGCUACCGCGCCGCUCCGUACGAGCGCGUCCCGUCACCCCCACUCGCACCCACAGUCCCCCUCCAAAAGCAGUACCUGGCAUGGGCUCGAUGGUAGCACUUCAGCCCACAGCAAUCCGGCACAGAACGCACACCGCACCGCCCUCUCAAACCACACCGCUCCCUUUCAGGGUGCCUUUCGCCCGGGGACAACCAACGCGCGCAUCCGGUUGCCACACAUCAAAAGCCCUCCUAGCACACCCUCGGCCGGUACACAGACCACCAAUUGGUCAACCCCACCCCUCAACAAACCCGUGCUCGCACCCCUGGCCCGUUACCGCUACAAGCGCGCCUUGAUCAUCGAGAAGACCAGUCCAACCGUGCCCGGGCUCGCAAGACUGAGCACACCCAUUCAGCCCACCGCGUGCCCCGAGGCUACGUGA
Monosiga brevicollis MX1 is the source of this 729-nucleotide messenger RNA. RefSeq lists its product as uncharacterized. The transcript has 4 exons. NCBI's taxonomy places the organism in Eukaryota, Choanoflagellata, Craspedida, Salpingoecidae. The record is from RefSeq and is a predicted model, not a curated record. The coding region runs from base 1 to 729 and encodes 242 amino acids.